This is a messenger RNA of Danio rerio (zebrafish), 2949 nucleotides long. It is a transcript of the gene klf7a, whose product is annotated as Kruppel like factor 7a. Gene Ontology annotation, molecular function: DNA binding; DNA-binding transcription factor activity. NCBI's taxonomy places the organism in Eukaryota, Metazoa, Chordata, Actinopteri, Cypriniformes, Danionidae. The record is from RefSeq and is marked validated. Gene Ontology annotation, biological process: positive regulation of DNA-templated transcription. Gene Ontology annotation, cellular component: nucleus.
ACAGUAACCUGUGAGCUACCGCGCUCCUGCUGCUCACCUUCUGAGGGAAGAAAACAAACCUGGAUGGAUGGAUCCGUUACUUUCAAAUACAUUUUAGUGUCCAUAGUGAAGUGAAACGUUUCGGGUUUCGUGCUUGAUCUGAAUGUUUCAGUCGCUCGCGCUGAAGCGUACGCGGAUUCCUCGCGCAGAGAAUCAAAGUCUCUCAAACGCAACGUUUAGCUCCACAAACAUGGAUGUUCUGGCCAAUUACAGUAUUUUUCAAGAACUUCAACUUGUUCAUGACACUGGCUACUUCUCCGCGAUGCCGUCUCUGGAGGAAAACUGGCAGCAGACAUGCCUGGAGCUGGAGCGCUACCUGCAGACAGAACCCAAGCGUCUGUCUGACCUUUUCGACGAGGAGCUGGACGGCCUCCUCAGCCCCUCCUUCAUGAAGGAAGACGGAGACGAAGACCUGUUAGACCCUCUCCUUCCCAGCCUCAACAACCCUCCCAGCCCUUCUCAGCGUAAAGAAACCCACUCCUCCAUUUCUCCAGAUGCCACCUUAGGAGUCAACGCUGCCCAGCUGAAUGCCGUCACAUCACUAACACCGCCCUCAUCUCCAGAACUGGGUCGACAUUUAGUCAAACCCACCCAUACGCUCAGUGCAUCACCCGACGGGACCCUCACGCUCAAGCUUGUGGCCCGAAAGGUGGGCUUGAGCUCUGCCAAGCUUGUGGCGGCUCACCCGGUGCCACUUUCGCCUCAGCAUGGUAGCACUGGCACUCAGAGCGAUGGGGAACAGGGUGGCACCUGUACUAUUGGAGUCGGCGAUAUGGCGGAGAAUAAAAAGAGGGUCCAUCGCUGCCAGUUCAACGGCUGUCGGAAGGUCUACACUAAGAGUUCGCAUCUGAAGGCACAUCAGAGGACACAUACAGGGGAGAAGCCGUACAAGUGCUCAUGGGAAGGCUGUGAAUGGCGGUUCGCAAGAAGUGACGAGUUGACGAGGCACUACCGCAAACACACCGGCGCCAAGCCUUUUAAGUGCAAUCACUGCGACAGGUGUUUCUCUCGAUCCGAUCACUUGGCACUGCACAUGAAGAGGCACGUCUGAGGAGGAAGAGGAGGAGGCGGGAGGAAGAGACAGAGAGAAGGCCGAGGGAGAGAAAGAGGGGGAUUAUGGGAAAGAGCCGAAUACCACUCAGGCCGUUGGCUCAUCCCACUGGAGGGAGACCCCGGUGUGGAAACAACCAGCAAGAGCUGAACUUACACCAGGUCUUGAGGUUUGAUCGGCGAGAUGCAAGUCACAUCUGACCAUGAGGAUGUACAUUCUGCGGUCUACAGAUCUGAGAAGGUGUUAUGACAGCUCAUGUCAAUGUGCUUCAGUUGGUACUCACAACAUCAAUGACUUGAUUUAGUUACGAAUAAUGCGCUCUCCAAGACCCAUUAAAGAUUUUGCCAAUGUUACUUAGACAUCUUGCGCAUAUUGUCACAGACAAAAGCUAUUGUUGCUCCAGAUUUAAUUUGCUGCACCGUGCAGGACGUGAAUGCAUCUCCUUUGGAGAAUAUCGUAGCGAUAGGACGUCAAUCCAAAGAGAUGGAUUUUUGUUUGUUUGUUUCAUUUUGAGCAAGGAUUAUCCUUCUGCUUUGAUCCCGCCAAGAUCUAAAGUGGAAUGUCCAUCUGGAGAAAUCUGGAUUUCAAAAGGCGACCAAGAUGAAUCGCUUUUAUAUGUGUAUUUGACCGGAGGAGUGAAAGAAACGCUCUUACCUUCUUCAUAGAUGGACAAAUCUCUCUCUUUCACAUCCCUCCCUGCCAACUAACCAACCAACCGCUGCGCAGCGACACUUUGAGACUUUUUAUAAAGAAAAAAAAAUCAAGGAAGAGAUCUUUUUGAAUGAUGACUAUGUUAUAUAAUUCAGAAGACUUCUUUUUUUGCUUUUCUCCUGUGGAUGUGUACAAAAUAGAAAAAGAAACAAAAAUGGACCAAAAAAGAAAGAAAAACUGCCAUAUGCACAAGCGAAAAGUAGUGGAUUCUACACUGGCACAGACCGCAUCUGAGGUGGACUUCAUUUCUUUAGAAACGCAAACUUUUAGUGGCAAAAAAGAAAAAAAGAAAAAAGCAAUGUUGUUGUUGCACACGUUUUGAGCAUUCCUCAACAUUAUUUAUAACCCAUGAAAUGUUCCCCCAUAAACUUGGGUUUCUUCGGGAUUUCUAGGACUAGCAUGAAAUGAGAAAAGCACCAUGGUUUAUCUGCGGACUUCACAACAAAAUAAUGACUUCCACCAUUCAAGGCAAGAUUUGCGAUCAGAAAAGUUUAGGUUGUGUAGUACGUCCCGAAAAACUGUCCGGACAGACACUUCCCAUCUGUUAUUUUAGUUUGGAUGGUACAAAGCAUCAUAAAUUGAAAAAAAAAAAUAGUGUGCGUUUUGUGUUUCGCUGGUCCUAUAGGUGGCAUCUACAUGUUUAGGCUUUGUAAUGGGCUUUUUCUUACACAUUACAUAUCUGUCUGCUUAGUGUUCCCGGUAAAAACAACUGUACAGUGUGAAAAAAAAAAUGUAUAGUAAAAGUGAGGUUUAAAUUACAGCGUACAAUCAAGUGUGGGAUGUGAAUGUAAGGUUGGAUGAUUGUGGACGGCCCUGCACUUAUGCAAUCAUUGCUCACGAUAGAUCCUACUGUGGCUCAUGCAUAAAGAUCUACACAAAGGCUCGUUGAUGAAGGAAUAACGCACAUAAAAUGAACAAUCUGCCAUUGUUUACUCACCCUCGUGUCGCUCCAAACCUUCUUUCUUCAGUGCAAGACAAAAGACGUUUUGAAGAAUGAUGUCUCUUUUUUUCCUACAAUCAAAAACAAUGGGGGAUUUCAAAGUCUGACAAUUGGCAUUAAAGCACUAAGAUAAAGUAAAUGUGAAAAUAUUCCAAAUUUAACUUCAUUUUAACGUCCACAUAUUCAAACUUGACACAAUUCCAAAAAA